UUAAAAGGAGACUGCUGUGCAGAAAUGCCAUGUCAUUCUUUGCAAGCCAAAGCUAAGGGAGAAAAACUGCGGGAGGCAACAGAGCGUUCUACAGCAAUAUCUGAACCUGCGAUGCUGGACUUUACGUCAGAGAAAGUGAGGACUGUCACACAAGGUGUGACAGUACUGCCCUCAAAUAAAACGAAGAGUCAGAAGGAAGCCAGAAAGAUCUCUAAACCCAUAAUGGAGAAAAGACGUCGAGCACGAAUAAAUGAGAGUUUGGGUCAACUGAAAGCCCUGCUGUUAGAUGCACUGAAAAAAGAUAAUCCAAGAUUUUCAAAGCUGGAGAAAGCUGACAUUUUGGAAAUGGCAGUCAAACACCUGCGCGCCCUUCAGCACAACAAAAUCACAGCUUCAUUAAGUGUCAGUCCAUGUGUUUUGAGCAAGUUCUUUGCUGGAUUUAAUGAGUGUGUGAAUGAAGUAACCCGUUUUCUGUCAACAUGUGAUGGAAUUGAUGCUGAUGUAAGAAGCAAACUCCUUAAUCAUUUGGCCAGUUGUAUAAACAUACCUACAAAUGGACUUUCUUCUCCUCAUGUCAUGACACCACAUCUAACAGAUAACAAUGUUUCUACAAGAACAUUUCAGAUCAUCUGCUCACCAGAAAUACAUACCCAUGUGACCAGUACAUCUCAACUUAACUUUCUUCCUGCUUCUAGCAAUCCAAAAUUAUUCAGUCUUUCAUCGCAGGUCUCGCCACCUGAAAUACCUUGUCCUGUGCAAAGAGUGGAUGAUUGCACUGGUCGUACCAGCAGUGCUAUUCCGAGUCAUCUGACACCAAAGAGACCAUUUGCACUGAUGAUGUUUGACUCUAAGACAUCAGCUGCAGAACUUGGAUUUUCCAACAUGAGGUCAAAUGUCAGUACAUCUUCUGAAAGUGCUCUUGACUUGCCAGCAGUGAGAGACUCUAGAUUCGCAGUGGAUGAACAUGUGCCUAACCAAGCAGACCAUAUGUGGAGACCGUGGUACAAAUAAGUACUUAAAGCACUUGUUGACCUUGCAGAUAGAUUAUUGCUGACCUUCACUUCUCACUGACAGAACUUAGCCUGAUCAGCAAGGUUUCCAACUGUUAAAUGCCAUUUCGUUUUUAUAUUUUUAACUGAUAUUUUCUCUUUCACCUUCAAGAAUUUAUUAGAACUAAUAAAUAAAACAAUGAUCUAUU
Molecule: messenger RNA, 1198 nt
Organism: Protopterus annectens (West African lungfish)
Lineage: Eukaryota; Metazoa; Chordata; Ceratodontiformes; Protopteridae
Product: transcription factor HES-4-B-like
Exons: 4
Coding region: 25-1011 (328 amino acids)
Biological process (GO): regulation of neurogenesis; anterior/posterior pattern specification; regulation of transcription by RNA polymerase II
Cellular component (GO): nucleus
Molecular function (GO): protein dimerization activity; DNA-binding transcription factor activity, RNA polymerase II-specific; RNA polymerase II cis-regulatory region sequence-specific DNA binding
Source: RefSeq, a predicted model, not a curated record